GUGGGGGAGGACGAGCGGCGCCGGGGAAGCGUUGCCAGCCGGAGCAGCGGCAGCGGCGGGAGGGAGGUGCAGCCCGGCGGACCCAGCUCCGCUGCCCGUCGGCGCUCUCCCCGCGGAGGUUGAGGACCUGCUGCGGGGUGAUGGAGGAGCAUGGGUACCCUUCCUAUAGCGCCCGCAGCCCCGCCUGGGAGGAGCUGGAGUCCGGGAAGAUGGCCGGGGCCGAGUCGGGGAUGAGCGGCGCCGGGAUCCCGCAGCAGCCCCAGCCCCAACCCCCGGCGGCGGCGGCGGGGCCGGCGGACGAGUCGUCGGACAGCGAAGGGGAGCACGAGGGCCCCCAGAAACUCAUCCGGAAAGUGUCCACUUCGGGCCAGAUCCGCAGCAAGACAAGUAUAAAAGAAGGAUUACUACUGAAGCAAACCAGCUCUUUUCAGAGGUGGAAAAAGCGCUAUUUCAAACUUCGAGGUCGUACCCUUUACUAUGCUAAGGAUUCAAAGUCUCUAAUAUUUGAUGAAGUUGACCUGUCAGAUGCCAGUGUAGCUGAAUCAAGCACAAAAAAUGUCAACAACAGCUUCACGAUAAUCACUCCAUUUAGGAGGCUAAUAUUGUGUGCUGAGAACAGAAAAGAAAUGGAGGACUGGAUAAGCUCCCUGAAGUCCGUUCAGUCCAGAGAACACUAUGAGACCGCACAGUUUAAUGUGGAACAUUUCUCAGGGAUGCAUAACUGGUACGCCUGCUCCCACGCCCGACCCACCUUCUGCAAUGUGUGCAGAGAGAGCCUCUCUGGAGUCACUUCUCACGGCCUGUCCUGUGAAGUGUGUAAGUUUAAAGCACAUAAAAGGUGUGCUGUCCGAGCAACAAAUAACUGCAAAUGGACUACAUUAGCCUCGAUUGGAAAAGACAUCAUUGAAGAUGAAGAUGGUAUAGCUAUGCCUCACCAGUGGUUAGAGGGAAACCUGCCGGUCAGUGCCAAGUGCGCAGUCUGCGACAAGACUUGUGGCAGUGUUCUACGCCUGCAAGAUUGGAAGUGCCUUUGGUGUAAAGCUAUGGUUCACACGGCCUGUAAAGAUCUGUACCCUCGUAAAUGUCCACUUGGCCAAUGUAAGGUAUCGAUCAUCCCUCCAACAGCACUAAACAGUAUAGACUCCGAUGGUUUCUGGAAAGCCACAUGCCCGCCAUCCUGUGCCAGUCCUCUUUUAGUUUUUGUUAACUCAAAGAGUGGAGACAAUCAGGGAGUAAAGUUUCUUCGUCGAUUCAAACAGUCGUUAAAUCCAGCUCAGGUCUUCGAUUUAAUGAAUGGAGGACCUCACUUAGGUUUGCGGUUAUUUCAGAAGUUUGACAACUUCAGGAUUCUUGUGUGUGGUGGCGAUGGAAGCGUGGGUUGGGUCUUGUCAGAAAUUGAUAAGCUCAGCUUGCACAAGCAGUGUCAGCUAGGAGUGUUACCCCUUGGUACUGGAAAUGACCUUGCUCGUGUCCUUGGUUGGGGAGGAUCCUGUGAUGAUGACACACAACUUCCCCAGAUUUUGGAAAAACUAGAACGAGCCAGCACAAAAAUGUUAGACAGGUGGAGUAUAAUGUCAUAUGAACUGAAAUUACCAGCAAAGCCUUCUAUUCUUCCAGUGACUGCAGAAGAGUCAGAGGAGUGCCAGAUAUCUGCUUAUGAGGAUUCAGUUGCUGCUCAUCUUGCAAAAAUUCUCAAUUCUGAUCAGCAUUCAGUUGUCAUAUCAUCUGCCAAAGUAUUAUGUGAAACUGUAAAGGACUUUGUUGCCAAAAUAGGGAAGACUUAUGAAAAACCAGUGGAAAAUGCAGAGGAAGCUGAUGCCAUGGCCAUUAAAUGCUCAGAGUUAAAUGAGAAGCUGGACCUAUUGCUCCAGGCUCUUCACACAGAAGCCCAGGCUGCUCCCAUUCUCCCAGGCAUUGCUCCCCCCAUUGUGGAAGAAGAACCAGAGGAGUUUUCAAGUGAAGAAUCCUUGUCUGAAAGUAAAGAGCAAUUAGCGGAGUGUGUCUCAAAAUCUUCCCAGAAACUCUUCAAACCAAGGGAACAGUUAAUGCUCCGAGCAAACAGCUUGAAGAAGGCUGUGAGGCAGAUCAUUGAACAAGCAGAAAAAGUUGUGGACGAGCAGAAUGCUCAUAGUGAAGAACAAGUGAACCAGUCUCCAGUAGAAUACAGCAAAGAAUUGGAUGAAUCCAAAGAAGAGGAAAAAGAGGAAGAUACAAAGGAACUUGAGUCCCCAUCAACUAAAACUGCACCAAGGUCUCCUGAUAGGCGCACAAGCCGAGGUAUCCAUUCUCAGACAGGUUCUUUCUCUGCUCCAGCUUUGGCAGCAAGCAAGGAAAACCUCCCAGUACUUAACACGAGGAUUAUCUGCCCAGGUUUAAGGGCUGGUCUAGCUGCUUCCAUUGCAGGAAGUUCAAUUAUUAGCAAAAUGUUGCUAGCAAACAUCGAUCCAUUUGGUGCUACGCCAUUUAUUGACCCAGAUCCAGAUUCCUUGGAGGGAUAUUCAGAAAAAUGUGUCAUGAACAACUACUUUGGUAUUGGAUUAGAUGCAAAAAUUUCACUAGAAUUUAAUAACAAGCGAGAAGAGCACCCUGAAAAGUGCAGAAGUCGGACGAAAAAUAUGAUGUGGUAUGGAGUUCUUGGCACAAAAGAGCUACUGCAGAGAACUUACAAGAACUUAGAACAAAAAGUUCAGCUUGAGUGUGAUGGACAGUACAUCCCCCUUCCAAGCCUGCAGGGCAUAGCUGUGCUAAACAUUCCCAGCUACGCUGGUGGGACUAAUUUCUGGGGUGGAACCAAAGAAGAUGAUAUAUUUGGAGCUCCAUCGUUUGAUGAUAAAAUCUUAGAAGUUGUUGCUGUAUUUGGCAGCAUGCAGAUGGCAGUGUCCAGAGUCAUCAAACUGCAGCACCACAGGAUAGCUCAGUGUCGGUCAGUAAAGAUCACCAUACUUGGUGAUGAAGGGGUUCCAGUGCAAGUCGAUGGAGAGGCAUGGAUCCAGCCCCCGGGAGUUAUUAAGAUCAUACACAAAAACAGAGCUCAGAUGCUAACACGAGACAGAGCCUUUGAAAACACCCUGAAGUCUUGGGAGGACAAACAGAAGUAUGAUUCCUGCAAACCUGUCAUUCGAUCUCCCUUGUACCCUCAGCAAGCUGUUGAGUUGGCUACAGAAGAAGAAGUUGCACAGAUCCAGCUAUGCUCACAAGCUGCAGAAGAACUUAUUACCAGGAUCUGUGAAGCUGCAAAAGUACAUGGCCUCUUGGAGCAGGAGCUUGCUCAUGCUGUUAAUGCAUGUUCACAUGCAUUAAAUAAAGCCAACCCAAGGUUUCCUGAGAGCCUUACCAGAAACACUGCCAUGGAGAUCGCUGUCAAUGUGAAGGCCUUACACAAUGAAACAGAAUCUCUGCUAGUAGGAAGAGUUUCUUUGCAGUUAGAAGCUCCCCAUGAAGAACUGUUGUCUGAUGCUUUGCACAGUGUGGAAAUAGAGUUGAGAAAACUUGCUGAGAUUCCUUGGCUUUAUUAUGUUUUUCAACCAAAUGAUGAUGAGGAUCCCCCUCUGGAUUACGCUAAAAGAAACAACAGAAGUACAGUGUUUCGUAUAGUGCCAAAGUUUAAAAAAGAAAAGGUUCAGAAACAUAAGACCAGCCCUCAGCCUGUUCAAAAAUGGGGCACAGAUGAAGUUGCUGCUUGGCUGGAUCUGCUCAGUUUGGGAGAGUACAAAGAAAUCUUCAUCAGCCAUGACAUCCGAGGCUCUGAGCUUUUACAUCUGGAAAGGCGAGAUCUUAAGGACCUGGGGAUAACGAAAGUGGGUCAUAUGAAGCGAAUUCUCCAGGGAAUUAAAGAGCUCAGCAAGAACACCCCUUUGUCUGAAGUGUAAUUAUGCUGGUGCUUUCCUUAAAGAGAGAAGUUUGCUGGAGAAGCAAAGCUGUUGCAGGCACUUGGCUGUCGUUGUAGUUUACUCUAUGGAAGAAUAAGCACUGGUGUUUGUACAGGCUAGCAUCUCUGAAUUCUUGUGUGGUGAAGAACUUGCAGAAAGAGUACGAAAGGAUUUGUGCCAAAAAAAAAAAGGAAAAGGUGAUACAUUCUGCAAAGACAUUUUCUUGGUGUGUGAAUUGGCCAGUUUGGAUAAGCCCAGUUUGGUAAAUUGAUUGGUUGAUGGUGAACUGCACUGACUGGAAAAUAUAAUCAAGAAAUGAUUGCUUUGCCUACAUGCAGCUCAGUAUGCCUCUCUUUAUGCUGCAGCAAGAUGCCACUGUACAGCAUGAGGUCAUCUGGUUAUCCUUCCGAGGCGUAGCUCUGUAAAACCUCCUGUGCAGGAGACCAGGAUGUUUGGAAAGUUCAACACGUGAGCCUGGCAGUGCCGCAGGUAUCCAGCACUCACUGGCCAUGCUAAAAGAGGGGAGAGAUACCUUGUGAUACCAUGAAUGCAAACUAUAAUGCAUGGUGUGCCUGCCUGAAUUGUCUGUUGUUCUGUUGCAUGACACAUCUGAUACUCUAAACACUUGAACAACUUUUUUAUUGGUUUGAAUGAGAUUUAAUUUAUUGCUACUUGAGUGUCUUUUUUUUUUUUUUUUUCUUUUCAGUUUCAGGCACUUUUCUAUUCUUCAGUGUUGUGUUAUGCCUAAAAUGUGUUCUACGACAAAGGGUGUGUGGGUGUGGAAACUUAGCAUUUGUGCCAUAUUCAGCAGAUUAUAUAUGAUUGAAACACUGUACAGUAAGAUUUUUAAAUAUAUCAUGUACAGAAAGUUUAUCAGGUAACUAACUUAUAAGAAUUUUUGAAAGACUGGUACCUCACAAAAAUAUCAAUUGGCUUCCUGCAUGGAAAAUGAUAAAGAAUCUUCUCAUGGUGCAUUUUAAUGUAGUUAUUCAGUUAUCUUAAACAUCUGUAGCAUAUUUGAACUUUUAGACACUAAUGGUUUUAUUUAUUCUAUUGUUCAAAAGCAGGUUUAAAGAUUAAUGAAAUUUUCUUAAAGGAAGAUUUAAUUUUAUUUAUCAUACAUAAGAAGAUAUUUAAAAUGUAGCAGCUGAUUUGAUUUUUGUGGGGUAAACUUUUAUUUGUUGCUAAUUAACUAUUAAUUUAAAAAUGCAUCUGUGUGCAUUUCUUUAAAAAGGUAUCAAUUUGUUUCUUGACAGCACUCCUACAUCAGUAGACCGUAGAAAUUAAAAAACCCUAGACUCUACGGUUUUACACUAGGCAUGCUAAGAUGAAUCACAUGCAAGAUAGUAAUCCAUGAGUGUAAACAGUUUAAAACAAUUAAAACUCUCUUUGUUUAGAAAUUGCUCUAGACCAGAGUUUGUAAGGUUAUUUACAAUUUACUUAAAUGAAACAGGUUCAUAAUUUAAUUUCCUGGUUAGCUUUCCACAAAAGUAUUAAUCUAGUUGGAAAAUAAUUUUUAGAUAUCAACAAAAAAAAUCCUACUUAAGUGUUUGAGAUGAGAUGAUGUUGCACCCCCUGCCAGAAAACUUGCACAGAAUUGCUGUCUCCUUGCUGCUCCUAGCAAUGUAUUGUUGCAGCACAAGGAACACUUGACUUUUACUUAAUCAAGUAGCUUUGAUGUUUCUUGCACGUUAAAGAGAUCUUAACAUCUAUUUCUGUUUUCCUCAUGGGCAGCAGAGUAAGGUUUCAUUUGAUUUUUACCAAAACUUAUUUCCUCAUACAAAGGGGCCAAUGUCAAGUACAGCAUCCUGGUUUUGCCCUCCAUUUCUCAUGCGUGUGACAGGAGCUGUUCCAUGGCAAGUAGAUGGGACUCAUACCUUGGAAAGUAAAAUCUAUUCUCUUCAUUGUUUUAUUGGAGAAAAAAAAAAAUCAAAAGAAGCAAAACAGGUUUAAUUUAUAUCUUAUUGUAGUUCUUUGUGUUCUUGCUGCUGUAGGUUCAACAGGCACCACUCUGGGAGUUCUGUGGUUUUCUGGUUAAAAAAAACAAGUAAAAGGCUAUUUGCUCUUAUGUUUUCCAUAAAAAACAAACAAAAAUGCCUUUGCCAAAUGAUAUGAUUUUCAUGCUGUUGUAUAAAAAGCAUAUGCAAAAAUUGGAAAGUUAGGCAAACAAUGGAAAGUUUGUUGGUUUUGGUUUUAUUUUAAUGUACUUGAUAUUCACCCCUUUAAUGACUUUCAGGUGACAUCUGCCAAGUCUUUGUAAGUUUUAUUUCCUUUUCUCUUUGGUUCUCCAUAAGCUACACUGUAUUUUAACAUGUGGCAGCAUUCUAGCAUAUUGAUAUUACAGUAGAAAACACAUUUAAUCUUCUGGUCUAUUCAAGGAUAUAAUACAUACAACUUUCUUCGCUUUCCUGAUUGUGGGAUACAAUCUCUUUACAACUUUCAGCCUUGCUGUAUGCAAUGCAUUAAGAUGGGCUAUGGAACAGGAUCUCUUCAAGUCACUGUAGAUGUCUAUGCUGGGUAUAUUAAAAAAUGGGAGCUGCUUUUAGGCAGGGAAAAUGGGCAAAUGUUUGUAGCACAACUUUCUCAUGGCACUCCUCAAAUUACCUCAGUAUAGGACAACUGAUCAAUGAUCAUUUUUCUAAAUGACCACCAAAGAAUUCAACUUUGAUUGUCCUAAGCAUUUUUUUUAAAUGCAUGAGUAGAAAAAAGCAAAACUGUAAGCAUCAUUUAUGCUGUAUUUAUUAGAAGCCCAGGAAAGCAAAUUUUAUGCAACUCUAUGCCUUAGACGAGUGGUGGCUAUGAAGUGCAAAUGCGUCUGCCAGGGAGGCUCAAAAUAUUUUACAGAGGUUCUCUGUGGAGGUCAUGGGUAGUAACUGUGUUUAAGAGAUUUGGCUUUUCUGAAGGCUUUUGAACACAGUGUUACUCUCUCAUGAUUAUUCUAAGUAUUGAGUUUUUUUCCUUACUGAUGUAAAAGUCCCAGCUCCUAGAACUAAGUACAUAAAUAGCUACAUUUUUUAAUGAACUGUAUUCUCCCUAAUUUAAUCCUGCUGUUAAAAAGCGCUUCAAAGCACACAUCCCAAUAUUUCAACAAAACCAGUGUAAACACAUCCCUAACAGCAGUUAGUUUUUUAGAAAACAAGAUCCUGUGGAGCCUGAUUCAGCAUGCUAGAUUUAUCAAGACAAUCUCUAUACAAGUUUACUGGAUGAAUUUUUUUUGCCCGAGUCGAAUACACAUGAUUUCUGUGUUCAGUAUACAUUAAAGUCUGAAAGGAAUGCAGAGUAAUCUGCAUUUUUUUGUAGUGGCUCCUAUUCAUACAGAUGAAAAGCUCUACACCUCAGAGAAAGGAACAUGAGAAGUGCAUGUUUUAAAAUGGCAGCAGGUUGCUAAAUGUAUGUUUCUGUUUUGUCAUUUUCAAAUAGGAUUUUCUCAGUUCCCUGUAUUUGAUUGCUGUAGCAAUCUCUGAUUUAGGUCAUACAAGUUUUGCCUUUAUAAAGCCUCAUGCCUUCUUCUUAGAAACGGAAUGAAAUCAAGCAAACUCAAGGUUGUAGGUAGGUGUUGGAGAUGUUUUGCAAUACUUCAAAGAAAAGAAGGUUCAAAAAUCAAUUUUUUUUUUACAUGAUGGCAAGUGCAAGUUUUCUUUGAUACAUUUUUAUGUAUCUCCCCUUAACCACUAUUCUUUCCUCCUGAAUGUCUCUUUCUUUCAAAGAAAAAUACUUUGAACUUGGAAGAGCAGUAAAGUGUAAAGCAUAUGAUCAAAAACCCUCCCACACUAUUUCAUUCCAGUAUUUCUUGUUUUGGGACUGGAAUUAACAUGCUUGUUCCUGUAAAUAAUAAAUAGAAAUCAUCUUUCUCUCUCUAUCCCUGCCCAAAGAAAUUAAUACUGCAAUAUUGCAUAACUGUAAUUCAAAGGAGAGGUAUUGAUUUUUUUCUUAAUAAACAUCCAUUUUAUAUCUUCCUAUGCUUUUUGUAGAGAAAUAGAUAACCUGCCAAUUUUACUUUUUAACUGAACUCACUCAUGCUAAUUUAAUGAAAAUGUCAUAAAGCCUUGAUAAUGAGCAUGGCUUACUUCAAGGGUAAAAUUAUCAGUGUUUUUCAAUGCAUCUGGUCUUCAUUUUGGGAAGACUGGCAGGAGACCUUUUUCACAUGUCAUGGAAAAUUAAUAUAUAAAACAAAUAUGAGAGGAUGUUCCAUAGUCUUACUUUAAAAACAGUUAUAAUAAUGGACAUGUAAGACAAAACCCCCCACGGUGAUUCCAUUUUGCUUGAUGCUUCCUGUUUAUGAUUGCAUUAGUAGUGUUUACAGCUGUUUCUGCAGUGCUCUCUCUGUGCCCCUAAAUAUUAAGUUCUUGCCUAUGAGUUCAACUGUUCUGGUAAUUAAUAAUUAGCAGUGUAAAAAGUUUUUGUGAAAGGUAAAGUCACAAGGAAUUUAUAUGGUUGAGGAUAACUGAGCUGGAGCAAUUUAUUUACAACCAGGAAAUCAUCUUGUCACUCGUAUGAGUAAGUGAGAGAGACACACAGAAAAUAAGAUUAAAUAAGUCAUUCUAAAUUUAUUUUUUCACCCCAAUAACUUAAGUACCUCUCAACUGCAGCAUCCUGUAUACAUUUAUAACACAGGCUGUCCCAUAUUUUUGAUUCUAUUUUCAUGGAUUGUACAUUUUGUGGUAUGAUUUUCAUAUCAUCAAGGGUUGAUGCUGCUUAUUCUAACUACAAAGAUUUAAUGUUUGCAAGAACUGUACCUGACUGUCUUAAGUAAAGGAACAAGUUUUUGAUGACUUGAGGAAGCUGAGGAGUUUGGACAGGACUUAAAAUAUCUCUGCUUCCUCUUCAGAGAUGAAUGGUAGCAUCAGCGGGAUUGAUAAAGCAUCAUUUGGUAAUUAUCAGUAUAAAAUCUUUACUGGUUGUAUAAAUUCCUGUAUUUAUAUCUAGAGUAUAGUGUGGAAUGGAUAUUUUUUACAAAAAGAAAAAAGUUUUCUAGUUGUUUUCUACUACUGUAGCAUUAGGUUUCAUAGCUCUUUUAAGUGUUAGGUUAUGUACUUGAAAUGUUUGUUUCUGCCAUACAGAAGUCCAGUCUGUUUCUCAGAAAUUAUAAUCCAUUUAGAAGCCAUCUGGAGACCUUGAGAAGACUCUUCCUGUAGCCAGUUGCUUGUAUUAGUGGGGCAGAAGAAGCUGGUGCCUCAUUUAUGUUUAACACCAGUCAUGACUUUACUAAUGUUUUUACAUCGCUUCCCUGCUUCUGGCAAGAUGAGACCCUUGCAUGUCUCUCCAUGGUUUCCACUCAGAAGAGCUGGACAGGCAGGCCGGGAAAAAGUUGUAGGAUACUUCAGGAGAGCAAGAUAGACCAAGGCUUCAGGCUCCAAAGCCUAGUAUAGCCAUGGUGGACUAAAAUCCUUUAAAGUUAUAGUUUUGCAAUCCCUGCUGGAAGCUCUAUCUAACAAUUAACACUAGCUACUGGAAUGCCCUUGGAAAGAGAAGUAUUUUGGCAAACGCUACCAGCUGUGUAAGACAUUGAAAAUACUGAACAUCAUGGUAGCUAUUAGUAGGACAAAUAUCCAAGUGACCAAUGAAUAUUUUAUUCUAUGGAACAAAUACUUUGGAAAAAUACAGUUUGUAGGAUUAUUCAAAGACUAGUGUGAGGAUUGAAAAGCUGAAUACAAAAGCAAUGUGGUGCAAAGUUUAAAGUCAUUUGCUACUAUCUUUUUCCAAAUUCAUUGGAAACAACUAUUUUAGGGAGCUGUGUUUGAUCCAGGUAUAGCUAUACAAGAGCAUGUGAACUGGAAGGUGGAAACAGGAAGAAAUGAAUUAAAAGUAAAAUUGGAUAGUUUGUUUUUGUUAUGGAAACUGUGUGAAAAGCCAAAAAGAAAAUCUCCCCAGUGCCCCAAAUCCCUUCUAUGACUUUUUAAAGUGAAUUAGUAUUUUAAGUCCUAAUUUUAUUAAACUAAAGCAUUAAUUGGAUAAAAGAUAUUUUAGUUUCAUUAAUAACCUGAAAGUGCUAUUAACUGGGAAAGAGUUAGAGACAUAAUUAUGUUUUUCUCCUGGUGUUAGUUGAAGUAAACUCUGUUUGGGACUAAUACUCUUUGCAGUCACAGUCAAUUAUUUUGUGAAUGGGGAGGUUGAGGAAAGCCAUUCGAAGCUGCUUGGUCUUGCUUUUCAGGGAGGGGUAGAGCACGUGUGCUGAAAAGUAGGGCCUGGAAGCUCUUAAUGAGAAUUUUAAGGAUACAAGAUUUUCUAGUUGGACAGUUUAGGAAGAUUUACAAUGAGCACACAGGCAUGCAGAUACUCACUUUGAAGGUUCCUGGUAGCACUGUCCUCUCACAAGAUGCCAUGGCUAUACAUUGAAUCAGGCAUUUGGACUGUGUGCUUAGCCAGAUUCCAGAAGAUUUUCUGCAGGCAUCUGUCACUUGUGGUGUCUGUACUUUCUGCCUUGGUUUUAUGUCUCCUUAAAUCCUUCACCUUGAAAAAUGCAGUUGUUCAUAUACGACAAAAAUUACCAAUUUUCCAACUCAAGGAGCACAGCUUGUGAACCUGUCCUGAAAUAACCUGUUUCAUUAGCCAGCUUUUUACAUCACAGCCUUUGAAUCCUAAAAGAUCUGAAACUAUGGCACCUUCGUAGAGCUGCCAGUUAACUUAGGAAUUAAUAUGCUUUUAUGUUGACAGGAUCAUCAAAGGGCAAGGUGGUAUGCACAGUGGCAGAUGAGACAUGCAAUAGAUGGGAUUUGUGCAUAAAGUGUACAAGCUGUUGAGGUGCUCCUGAAAGGGGAAGAGGGCCUGAUCUCUGCACCUCCCCUCUGGCCUUUCCUCGUUGCUGUCAUUGCCCACAAAUAAUUUAAUGUCAUCUGAUAUUAGCAGCUUCUUGUCUUAAUUCAUGGUGACAGCAAACCUAUCAGUCACUACUAAUGAAACUUCUCACUGUCACAUCUGUCUGUCUAGAGCAGGUAUCUUCAAGUGUUGAGCACUGUGGAAUUGCAUUAAUGUAUUUUUAGUGAUGUUCUGGCAUUUAAGAAAGGUAAGUUUCAUCUAAAGGUAUUUCAAAGGUUCAGAGAGGAUGCCAACCCAGCAUGGGUGGUUUCUGUCAUUAGCCAGGCUUGUAACUUACGCUGAUAUUCCAGUCAAGUACAACUGUUAGGUAAUUCUGUAGUAACAUCCCCUUACCUGCAUGCGUGGAUGCAUGAAGUACACAUGGAAGCCUUGCAGAGAUGUGACACUGUCUAGUUCUCUGCAUAAUUCAUAUUUGUGUCUAAAUAGCAGUUUGUAGCAAAGAGCUGAAACACAUGAUUUCCACUCAAUCCAAGCCUAUAUUCAAUUGAAAAUGAAAACAUCUAACAUGGUUUGUCCGGGCCUAGGUAAAAACUGGUGUGUAUUCAGUAGUUUCUCCCCUUCUUCCUGCUCAUUCCACAAGGAAGUUCAUCAUCUUUGCAAUCAUAUAGAUCUGUUGGGACUCAGGCAUAUGCUGUGCUUUAAACAGAACUUUAGGCCCCUUGGAGAUUGUUCUUGUAUUUCAGUUUUAGCAUUUACAUGUAAGCCUACAGAUGAUUUGGGUGAAGAGAAAUUGCUCCUCACAUAAAAGUGAUCCUCAGAUUGAUCAUGGGUAGACUUUUAAAUGCCAUACUUAUGAAUGUUGUUCUCUUGCCAGUAUUUGUGUGGAUGUGUGUAGAUAUGUAAUAUCUAGUUAGUAGUGUGUAUGUGAAAGCACACCUGUACAUAGAGAUGUAUAUACAUACCCUGGUUUUGCCCAAUAUAACGAUGCCAACUUGUGUGUAGAGCCAAAAAAAACUUAAAACUAUACAGUGCUUGAGAUGCUGCAUUGUUUUUAUUAUAGUAUUUUUUAUAUCAGAUGAAUUGCAGGAUGUUUACAGAUGCUUAUUAAUAUUUAACUUAUACAAUGGGGAGGCAGGAUGUUUAUGAUUGUUGUCAGCUAAAGAAUUGUAUAUGAUUCUGAGUGAAAUUUUGGCUUUUUUGAAAUCCUUGGCAAAACUCCCAUUGAUCGCACUGGGGCCAAGAUUAAACCCCUCUGAAUCUAUUGUUUACUGGCUAUUUUCCUACUGUGAUAUUUUUUUUUAAAUGAUUGAAAUGUAUUUAUUUUUUCCCAAUGUGAAAUCUGCAGUUUCUAUUUGGAUUUUUCUACGGAACCUGCAAACUACAACACAGGUGGGAAUAUAAGCCUCAGAGAAUGUAUAGAAUUUUUCAUUGAUCUGGUCCUUGAAUAUGUCUAAGAAAAUACCUUCUAAAAUAACUUUUGUAAGAUUUAAUACAGAAUCAUCUAAAAAGAGAUCACCUUUCAUGCCUCUCUCCACAAAGAGGGAAUGCAAUGUGGCAGGUGAAUGUGAAGAAGUAUUCAUUGAUAAAUAAAAAGUAGUCCUGUCUGUUUUCUAUACCUACUGAUCUCAUGCAGCUCACCUGUCUCUGCAGAUCUGGUAUGAGACACUUGAAGUACCUUAUCCAAAAGUACCUUAUUGGGAAAAAAAAAGUUACAUAGUAAGUAUGUGGCUUUAAGCUUCUUAUCAAGACGUGGAGGUAUCUUCAGAGCCAGUGUGUUGAAUAAUUUUUAAUAUUCCAUGGAUGAAUUAAAAUGAUGAAAAUGUUAAGUGGUAAGGCAAGCUGGACAACUGCUUGACAUUAGAGAAAUCGCUUGUCUAGAGGCAGAAGGAUCAGUUCUUUAAUAGCACAAUGGAAGAAAAAUACCGUAACGCAGCGCUUCCUAAAUCCCUUUCCAGGGUAUCUUUUAAUUGUGUAUGCUUGAAGUGUAUUCUUCCUGUAAAAAAACCCAUAUGGCUGUGAAACAGCUAAACAGAUGCAUCCUAAUUUCUUCAUCUAAGGCUAAAGUAUCAUUUUCAAACAAGAGCUGUCGUGCACUUUGAAAUACAUGUGUUGGGAACAGGUAAGUUUAUAUUCGUCAUAGAUAGCUGUCCCAGGGAUAGUCGGACUUGUAAAAUGAGGUAGUUAUGUUAGGGUUAUCAAAAGCUGAAGAAAUAGCAAAGCAGACACAGUCCUUCAUUAGGCUCUUUCUGAAGAUGUCUGUGCAAAUGCCCACCACUUCCUGGAAUCUUUUCCUAGAAUUUUGUUUAAGAAAGGAUCAUAUUCAGAUUCCUACUCUUCCCCUUCCUAAUAAGACAGGAAGUAUGCACCUUGGUUGAACUUUCUAGGAGUUUGCUGGCUGUAGAAACAGACCUCAAAAGAAUAAAAAUUCGAGGCAGUCAGUAGGCUUGUGAAGGAUACACAGGGCUCUGUCAGGGCUCGUUAGACUGCUAAUGUGGAUCUGAUCACAGAUUUCUGGAGGAAAAGCUCCUGUGGUGCUCCUGCUGCACUUGGUGGCAAGGCUCCAUGGUUGCUAGUGGGAGCAGAUGGGUGCCCAAGCAAGCAGACACCUUUCCUUUGCAUGUUGAUUGUCUUUCUGCAAUUCUGAUCAGGACUGGAGUUCAGGACACACCUUUAUUUGUCUGCAAAGCUUGUGAUAGCUGAGGAAAUGAGGAGGAAGUGGCUGAAGGUCUGGAUUCUGCCUUUGGUUUCCUGCCAAUGGAGCUGGUGUAAGACUGGGGGCAGUUUAGUUAACCUUUGAGUGCCUCACUUUCUCCACCCAUGAGAAUAGGGAUGCUCACCCCCUCUGUACAGCUCCCUUGAGUCCUGUAGGAGAGCAGUGUUAUAUAAACAGCUGAGUUUUACCCACACUAUUAUAUGUAAUAGAAAUAAAUGACUUCUGUCCAUAACACUGCAAGAAUUGCUUUUCCUAGUUCCAGUUCCCUUUGAUGACCUACAUCCUGACUACAUCCUGGGUAGUCAGUUUUGAAGCUUAGCAAUUGCUCUAAUACUUAGAAUUACACACACAGCAGGCUCUGUUGCUGCAGAAAAGAGUAAAACUUUAAACUGCCUGACAAAACUUGCCAAUGAAGUAUAUCUAACAGAGCAGGGGUGUAACUUUUGGCUUUAUUUACUUGUAAUAAUGGUAAGGAACAGUGAAUUUUGUUUGUUUACAUACUGUUUACAAUGGCACAGUUUUAUUUUUAAUAUAUAAAAACAAUUGAGGUAUUUAUUGCAUAUACUAUUUUAAAGAUGUUUUAUGUGUUUUCACCUUUGGAAUAUAUUGUUACAUUUCCUUGUACAGAUAAUUUGGGUGGCUUUGUUAAUAUAGUUAGUAAUUUUUAUGACUACUAAGUGACCAGUUUUCCGUGCCUUUUUAUUGUUGGAUGCAUGAUUACAUAUUUAUUAUUGUAUGGAAGUCACUGAGAUGUGUAUUUUUGUAUUCUGCUGGAAGCAAUGGUUGAUUUUAUUGUACAUGAUAAGAGAUGCCUUCCAUAACAGGCACUCGUAUGAGAUCUUCCUUCUCAAAUAAACAGAAUGCAUUCAAUGUA
Molecule: messenger RNA, 14212 nt
Organism: Corvus hawaiiensis (hawaiian crow)
Lineage: Eukaryota; Metazoa; Chordata; Aves; Passeriformes; Corvidae
Gene: DGKH
Product: diacylglycerol kinase eta
Exons: 31
Coding region: 141-3869 (1242 amino acids)
Biological process (GO): intracellular signal transduction; diacylglycerol metabolic process; lipid phosphorylation
Molecular function (GO): ATP-dependent diacylglycerol kinase activity; protein binding
Source: RefSeq, a predicted model, not a curated record